This is a messenger RNA of Coniophora puteana RWD-64-598 SS2, 2835 nucleotides long. RefSeq lists its product as uncharacterized. The transcript is spliced from 13 exons. Lineage: Eukaryota; Fungi; Basidiomycota; Agaricomycetes; Boletales; Coniophoraceae. The record is from RefSeq and is a predicted model, not a curated record. The annotation marks the transcript as partial.
UAUUCCCCAUAUCCUAACAAAGUGACCAUGCUUCUGGAUAUUCUAGAUAACUUGCCGCGUUUAAGGAUGUCAAGCGCACAGUUCAAAUUGAUCUUGUGGCUUCUCGAGCAGUGUAACAUUCCUGGUGUCCCGUCUUUUGAUGCAUUCCGUAAGUUUCAGAGUGAGCUUCGGAAACGAUGUGGAUCAGAACCCCAGCCGUUCACGUCCAUGCUGGGAAAUCACUUCCAUGUGAAUAACAUCCGCGACUCAGUAGCUCGUGACUUUUCUAAUCCUGAAAUCGCUCAACAUCUGCGGUUUUAUCCCGAGGAUGUUGGCCAAGGACCACUCUCUGAAGUAUGGCAGGCCCAACGAUGGAAGGAGUUUGAUCCCAGCGAGCUCACACCGAUGUAUUCACGCCAUGGAGUUCAGUUCUACAUUGGUGAGGUGGCUUUGCUUCGUUCUCAGCAGCCGGUGAUCCCUCAAGCAUGGGUGAUGCGGCAAGGUCAGCUGUAUGCUGAUUGCAAAACUGUCACAGUCUUGCCGGAAGGGUGGAGGAUUAAUGUGGAUGGUGUUGAAAGUCAUUUAGCUGAUGAGUUUAGCAUCAAUUACCCCACGCUUUCCCUCAGAUAUUCAGAUAAGAUCCCAUGGACAGAUAUUUUGUCUGUUCCACAAAUGCCCAGCAAGCUUCGAGAGCUUGCUGGUGGAGAUGACCUCUAUGUGGUUAUGUGUCCUCUAUGGUGCGAUGAUGUCUCCGGAAAUCAAAGCAAACAGUAUAACAAACAUAUCAACAUCUAUAUGGUAAACUCAAACUUGCCGGGACGCUUACUCCAGCAAGAAUAUUUCGUGCGAUUUGUGUCUACAUCACCACAUGCGUCAGCUCUGGAACAGUUUGCAGCUGUCACAGAGCAGGUAAAAGAAACACAUCAGAAUCCAGUUCGCUGCUUCAAUGCAGUAACUCAUAGACCUUGUCGUGUGAUUUUGAGAAUCCCAUCGCUCCCUGCAGAUAAUCCACAGCAGUCUGAAGAGUGCUCACAUAUGGGUGGAAAUGCGAACCUCAAGUGUCGGAAGUGCAAGAAUGGUGGUCCUUUGGAAGAAACAGGAACUGAUUCAGGUUAUCAUGCACUACACUUUGCUGGAGAACCACGAACAGCUGAAUAUACACGCUCGAUUCUCCUCAGACAAAUACACCUGGCAAUGUAUGGUGUUGAGAAGCCCAUCAAAGACCUUCAAACAGCGACAGGUGUCAAGGAUAAGAUUGCACAACAUUGGAUUGACACUCUACUUGAAAAAUCGCGUCACUUAUCCUCAACCACAAAUCUUACGCACGAGCAAAUUUACGAGCAAAUAUCUGUGUGGUUCUAUGAGCAGCCAGGUCAAUGGAUGAACCCUCUGCUAUCUGUACCCGGUCUUGAUCCUUGCAGAGAUACGCCAGUCGAGAUCUUGCACACCAUACUUCUUGGUGUUGCAAAAUACGUAUGGUGGUUUCUCCACAAUGGUUGGAAAGAGAAUGAGCAGAACAUAUUCGCUUUGCGUCUCCAGUCCACCGACAUCGAUGGUUUGAAUGUCCCUCCCAUCCGUGCUGCUUAUAUGAUGCAGUACCGGAACAACCUUAUCGGAAAACACUUCAAGACACUCAUGCAAACAAUGGUCUUUCAUGUUCAUGGCCUGGUCAACCAUGCACAGUUUAACCUCAUUAAAUCGCUUGGAUCUCUUGGUGCACUGUUGUGGAUACCAGAGAUUAAUAAUCUCGACACAUACUUUAUUGACCUAAGAGUAGCCAUUGCCAACGUCUUGGACUCCAUGGACGACUUAGAGCCGUCGAAAAUAAUUCAGAAAAUGAAACUUCAGGUCCUGAUUCAUCUUGAAGAAGAUAUACGUCGCUUUGGUCCGGCAGUGCGUUAUUCAACCGAAAUAUUCGAGUGUUUCAAUGCGGUAUUUCGCCUCUGCUCUAUCCUGAGCAAUCACUUGGCACCCAGUCGAGAUAUUGCCACCAAAUUUGCCUCAAUGGAUCGGAUCAAGCACAUACUUAGUGGUGGGUAUUGGUAUGAGGAUGGCUCCUGGGUAUGCGCAUCCAAGAAUGUCCUCCAAUUGUUGCAUGAGGAGCCUGUGCUUCAAAACCACUUAGGAUGGGCUCCAGCUUGUGAGCGGUCAGCAGGUAUAUGCGGCAUUCACUCAAGCAAUCAUCUACUGAUGAUUGUUGUCUGGGAGACCACCCGUGCUUCCAAGAGUGUGUGGGCCACACCUGAAGACUUGCUAUCCACUUCCCCUGAGUCCAAAUGGCGCUUUGGUGUGUCAGUAACUUCAAAUGUGGGCGAUCUUUGUAAGGUUGGGUCAUGGGUAUUAGUCUCUGCAUCUGGAGUGCAACAGGUUGUUGCUGGCAGAAUUUGUGAGAUUGUGGUGCAAACAUCGAGCAUCCGUGUCCAAGACAGAGGGCUUGUCACGGUCGAGCAGUUCUACAUGAGUAGCGAACCUCAUCCAGAAUUUGAUAUGCCAUCUCUAAGGCGUGCAGAUCAGCAUUCACAAUAUCUGACGGUCGGAUCAAAGGAUAUCCUUUGCCUCUGCUCUGUUCAACACAACUGCAGAGCGGGCGGGUGCAUGGCUCAAGCAUCUCACAAUGAGAGGCAGGAGCGCCAGGAGACCACACGAGUUGUUCAUGCAAUCCAGCAUUCAGAUGACGACCAAUUCAUCUUGAACUUACAUGCCCUACACAAUGCCGGGCACAUCAGGAAGCUAUUGCCACGAAAUUUGGUAGCAGUAAAACCUCUGUAUGCUGACCGCAAGUUGCAUCACUGCAUGGCAGCCAGCAAGCUUCGGACAGACAAUGCUCAGAAACGCGAGAAGGCACAGGCAAAACGU